AAGUUUUUGUUCAUAAAGGAUUUUAUAUGGAUUACCACGAUACUAUGAAGUUAAAACCAAUAGCCCCCACUCUUAUAGAACUGAAAGGAAAUUACCCCCAUUUUAAAUUAUUUAUUACCGGACACAGCCUUGGAGGCGCUUUAGCAACAAUCUGUGCUGCCGAUCUUUUUUUAAAUCACUCAAUUACUUUUGAUCAUUUUAUCACAUUUGGUCAACCGCGGGUUGGUAAUUCGAAUUUUGCCGCUUGGUGGGAGGAGAUCUUUAGAGAUAAGGACGUGCUUCGCGUCACUCACGCGAAGGACUUGGUUCCACAUCUUCCUUACGCUUUAUUCAAGUAUCAACACUUCGGGCCGGAGUUAUGGCAGAGGAAUGAAAGUUUAGACUCACUUUUAGAGUGCUCUUCAGGAGAAGAUAAAAACUGCUCAGAGCAGGAACACCCAACAUUACGUGAAGGCAUUGUAGAUCACUUAAAUUAUUUCGGCAUGGACUUGGGUAAUGUUUGUGAAGUGUAAGUGGGCGUGCAGCUUUUACCAUCUCUUUUUUCACCAUACACUGACUUCUUUUGAACAAAGCCUUAGCCAUA
Zophobas morio is the source of this 583-nucleotide messenger RNA. RefSeq lists its product as uncharacterized. The transcript has 4 exons. The record is from RefSeq and is a predicted model, not a curated record. Gene Ontology annotation, biological process: lipid metabolic process. NCBI's taxonomy places the organism in Eukaryota, Metazoa, Arthropoda, Insecta, Coleoptera, Tenebrionidae. The coding region runs from base 27 to 512 and encodes 161 amino acids.